AUGAACGCGUCCACAUCAAUUCACGGAUUUUCGGGCUUUAUUCGCCCGAGCGACAUGGCAACCGGCGCAUACUUUCUCUGCCUCUACUUCCCAAGCAUCCUCGCAAUUUUGUACGCUAUCUGCUGGCAGACAAUCGACAGCGAGAUCAAACGUAUAGAGCUAUUCUACCAAACAUCUCGUACUGGGGGUGCUCUGGCGCGAUCCACAAUUUUCAGCGAGUACAUUUCUUUGCCAUCUUUCUUGUCACCUUUUCAAGCUAUGAGGUGGUGUCAGUGGGCAGUUGUUUUGUCGUCUUGGAUUUAUACGCUUGUCGGCACCGUCACUCCUGUCUUGCAGGCUCAGAUGUUUCAGGUUCAGACACAGCUGAUGCAAGUGGGAUAUAUGACUACGGUUGAUGAUUUUGGAACGCGCCCGCCCGAGGAUUACUGGAGUCCGAUUACUGUCGAGUCUAGCGGAGAUGAUUGGGGGAACCUCACAGCAAUACUUUGGACGGAUCCAGCGCAUGAUGAAGGUUUUCAAAGGCUUGAUGUCGUGUGGCAACCCAACUCUGUUUACACGGACGGUCUAAUUGAGAAUGUGAUCUAUCUACAGCCCGCGAUCACUAGGUCACAAGAAUCUGUGCUCAUACUGGUCGCUAUACUUGCUGUUAUUCUUGCCGUUCUUCUCCGGAGGCGCCAGACUGGGAUGGUCAGUCCUCACAGGGGGGAUCGGAGCUUUGACAAAUCUCGCCUCAGCAAACGUUAUGUUUCUCAACACAUUACGUGUUGA
Penicillium waksmanii is the source of this 768-nucleotide messenger RNA. RefSeq names its product DUF3433 domain-containing protein. The transcript has a single exon. The record is from RefSeq and is a predicted model, not a curated record. Bases 1 to 768 code for a protein of 255 amino acids. NCBI's taxonomy places the organism in Eukaryota, Fungi, Ascomycota, Eurotiomycetes, Eurotiales, Aspergillaceae.